AUGGAAUAUGCUUCGGCUGUCCCCCCGCCACCACUUCUCCUUGAUAUCAUGUCAGAUUACAAUGGCACUAAGGUAAUCGCAGUGCGUGCCGAUGAUGAGAGGACCAAAUGUUUUUGUUGGCGUUUGGCAGAACUAUUCUAAGCAUCUUGUUCUUGGAUCAACAAUCACUUUAAAGGAGUCGCAGGGCGAUAUCCUACAAAACAUCUUAGAACUUCUCAUCCAAUCCGCAGGCCAAUCAUUCUGGACGAUCAUCAGUUAUAUCAUACACCAAGCGCGAAAUAAUCGAUCACCAGAACAUCCCUUAUUUUACCAGCAACAAGGCGUUCUUCGAAAUUCGGGGUCAGCGUUGACGGCAGCAAUGAGACUUGGCCAACUCUCCGUCAACUGGCGGGAGCGUUAUGGAACCACGACCAAUCACUACCGAUUCAGGAGCGCUCUUUGCUAUAUUUUUGUGGCCCUUGUGGUGUCGGUGGGAUUUUCGCUUGCUAGCAUCUUUUCUUCUCAAAUCACCAAGUUAGCUAGCCAUGAAGUCCUUCUCCUGCUGAACGAUUGUGGUUUCUGGGCGUACAGAGACUAUGCAAUUCCCAAUAACGCAAAGAGGGCACUUCUAAUAGAUGCGUGGUCUGCAAUGUAUGCCAACACUUGCUAUAAGUCAGACCUGGAUCUUAAGUCAGACCUGGAUCUUUUGUGUGGCACAUAUAAGGUGAAGAGGAUCAAGACAUACCCCGACAAGUCAGUGCAGUGCCCAUUUCCGGGAAAAAUUUGUUUGGGGCCCGCAAAAUCGAAGGAAACCCAUUUGAUAGAUACGGCUGAGAUACUUGGAGUAAAUGCGAGGCCCUCAGACCGAUUACAGUUUCAAAAGGUGGCGACGUGUGCUCCUAUCAAUCUUUCGAAAUAUGUAGAGACUUAUAACAAAACAAUCCAGGAGGCAGGGCCAAGCUCCAGAUUUCUGACUGAAGAGGUGCGGCAAUAUUACUUAGGCGCUCGCGGUGGCGAGGGAAUAAGAAAUAAGAAGAAGAAUACAGCAAAGCAUAGAUCCACGGAUUUGACCUAUGAGUACUUUAAGUCUAAUGGAGUAACCUCUCCUGGCUAUCGGCUCCAGUAAGUGCUUGUGUUUAUCGUAUGGUAUAAAUUCUAACAUUUAAUUUUAGGGCCUUCCAUUCUGAAGUUGGGAAAUCUGAAGAAGAUGAAAAAAAACAACGAUCUGAUUGGACACCCAUUUCUGAUUUCAACCGCAGCGACACUGAUACAGUCGUCUUCAUUCUCUCUACGAGUGGAGUUUUAUACAGUAAUGAUAUCAGCGACCCAUUGUUUUCUGCGACGGUGUUAUCGGAUAAGAGCAUAACCUUCACCGGAGACAGAACAGACAAACAACCAGUCUUCCGCCCCAGAGACCCGGUUUCGAGCAUUGGAUGCAUAGACCAAUAUCAGAUAUGUAACCCAAACCAUCGCGACGGGCAAGGAAAAUGUACCCCUCUUGCGUCAGCUGCCGCUAUGCCAAAUGAAGCGUCCAAACUCAGACUCAACCGCCUCCAGAAAGCAACAGCGCGAAUUCUCAAUCACUUUUUGCAAGAGUCAGGCAUUCAUAACACGGUGAGCAGCCAGGGUGAAUCUGCUCUUAAAGCACAUGCGAUGUCAUACUCGUUGGGCAGAAAUGUUGUUCAAGUCGGAAAUGAGAGGGAAUUGAAGUGGGAAAACGAAUUUGACUACUGGUUUUCUGCCUCACUAGCAAGUCUACAGAUCAAUUUUGUGCAAAUGGUCACAGACAAAUCAAGUCAUCGCUACCCUCCUGGGGUAAUCAAACCACGUGGAAAUCUGUCAGUCGAGCGUGAAAGAGGACGAAGCGAUGUUCAGGAAGCUGGGGGUGAAGGAUUCAUCAGUUUAAAUACAACUGCAUCAGAUAAGGUUAUUUAUUCAAGUCAAAUAGUGCAUAUUAUGGAUGGGUACCAAAACUUUAGCCUUAUUGGCGUUAUUCUUAUUUUGGUGCUUUCAACCAUGUUGAUUGUUAUCAGUGUCUACAUCCAUGUCAUUGGAGGGAAAAUACAACAGAUUGUGUUUGGAAAUCCACUCGCUCGUGUUUCUUGGACAUCCGAUGGUUAUCUGCAACUACAACGCAUGGCCUAUGAUGGAGCAGGGUAUGAGGGCUGGCAUCAAUGCGCUACGGAUGAUGUACCACUCUGGAGGGAUGUUGAGAAGCUGGGGGGGUUAGACAUAUCCGAUAUCAACCAUCCUCGACUUUUGAGAGCUACAGACUUACUCGACAAAGCGAAAUCUCCUCCAGCUGAAAAUCACCAAAAUCACCAAGUUCCUCCAUUGCGAGAGUUCAGUACCUUGCCCCCUUACACCAAGGAACUGCCUCUUCUUCCGAUGCUAGGGGUCAAUCUAUCUAAUACGGUGCUGGGUACCUGUGAGACGCACUCAGCUGGCCAAGAGCAGGAAAGGGAGCAAGAUGCAACGGCAACUGAUCGCACAACCCUAUUCACAACGUUUUCUGGAACCACUUACGUGCAAAAUGACCGACCUUUACCACCGCUUCUACUGAGGUGA
This is a messenger RNA of Hymenoscyphus albidus, 2547 nucleotides long. Lineage: Eukaryota; Fungi; Ascomycota; Leotiomycetes; Helotiales; Helotiaceae. The record is from the annotation of a GenBank genome assembly.